Fusarium subglutinans is the source of this 1155-nucleotide messenger RNA. RefSeq names its product ATPase AAA-type core. Bases 1 to 1155 code for a protein of 384 amino acids. Gene Ontology annotation, biological process: peroxisome organization. Gene Ontology annotation, molecular function: ATP binding. The record is from RefSeq and is a predicted model, not a curated record. Gene Ontology annotation, cellular component: peroxisome. The transcript is spliced from 2 exons. NCBI's taxonomy places the organism in Eukaryota, Fungi, Ascomycota, Sordariomycetes, Hypocreales, Nectriaceae.
AUGGCACCCCGGGGUCUACCAGAGGCUAUACCAGCCAAGAUAUCGCUCCUCAAUCUUCAGAACUGCUUUGUCAAUCUGCCGCCUUUGCUGUGUUCUUCGCUUGACAGUCUGAAUACGCCGCCGCAAAAUGUCUUGAUCGAACUCUCAUAUGAAGAUCUUACUUCUCGUGACGUAUCAGAGGCAUCCAACUCCAUACCAUCAAGAUCCGCCUUUCUUGGAUGGACAGGACUACAGAGUCGACAGAGAUCUCACUCAUCAGAAGAACCGCAAAGCUUGAGUAGAAAUACAAGCCGCCCCAACAAUAGAGGAUCAUCCUGGGUGGACAUCGAUGCCGCGUUCGCUCGGACCUUAGGUCUUUCCGAUGGACAAGAGGUCACUAUUGUAUUGCAUUUAGAACCUCCCCUGGUGAGCACCGUCCAUAUCGAGCCUCUUACACCAGAGGACUGGGAGAUUAUCGAACUUCACGCCAGCUUCUUAGAGUUCAACCUGAUCAGACAAGUUCGCGCUUUGCCCAAACCAGGCUACAAUCGAACCGAGGGUGCACAAGACCACCCUAUAACUCUCCAUCUGACCCCGACAACAACAGCAAAUAUCAAGCUCGUUUCUCUCCACCCUCCUACAGACUCACUAUUUGCGAGGCUGGACCCCAAUGCAGAAGUCAUUAUUGCACCAAAAUCAAGACAGAGGCCUUCUCGUACUCACUCACGAGCAGAUAGUAACGGCAGGACCAGCGAAUCCCCCCACAUGAAGCUAUUUCUCAGAGGAGUUGAUAGAGCACGUCUUGCAGAUCUGUUUGAUCACCAGCAAGAUCCGAAUGAAGGCUUAAAGAUCUGGGUCGACAGUAAUACACGACUCACCGCACUGACGAAAGGAAUUAGUUGGGUAUCCGUAUCGAUCCUCCAUCAACCAACUUUCCAAGUCAAGUUUAAUCACAGAUAUGGUCAAGACGGCGCGGAUGGGCCAAGUGCCGCUUGGGUUUCUCCAAAAGUUGUAGCCAGGCUGGAAGAAUGGAAAGAUGCUCCAGACAACUACCACGCUGCUCUAUCCUCCGCACUCUGUGUAGCGUUGGUUUCGGGGGGCAUGGUUGGAGUCCCCAUCAAGAUUGAGUCUGCCCCUGUAGAACAGGCCUCAGCUGCUCAAAAGGUUCAUUUUUAA